GUACGGAGGAUCGCCGAGAAGUCAGAACUGUUUUCGAUAUGUGUGAGGACCGUAAUAUUCCGUCCGAGUACAAAUAAAUAUAAAUAUAAUAAAUGAACCGUUCCGCAAGAAAAUACAAGUAAGAAGACGAGGAAAAAUGCGUCGGUAUUUUAAUAGGCAAUAAAUAGGCAAGUUUAAUUAAUUCGUAAACGAAACGGGCUUGUGAGCGGUCUUCAAGCGGGAACAAUGUUAACACUAGAGCCGUGCGCUGGCGCCAAGAAAGCCGUGGAAGCUGAGGUGAUCAAAACAAUACAGAAGCAAGGGUACAACUUGAACACCGUGAACAGUUACGGGGAGAAUCUGUUGCACGUGAGCGCGGCGAACGGCUGCUAUGAGAUCGUGAGGACGAUUUUAAGCCGGGAGAAAGGCCGUUGCGCCGUGGACAGGAAGAAUAAGUUUGGCUGGACCCCGCUGAUGCAGGCGAUUCGCAACGGUGACAUCGACACCGUGAAAUUGCUCUUGGAGAAGAAGUCCAACGUCGACGAGUCGACGUAUCUCGGUAUGUCGGUUCUCGGGCUGGCCGCCGCGAUCAGCAAGAGGAUGUUCGAAACGGUGUACGACGCGUGUCCGGGCGCGUUGUCGAAUGCCACCAACGACGACAUCAGUCCACUGUGCGUGGCCGCCAUGAAAAACGACAAGGAGCUGUUCUUCAAAUUGCUAGAACUGGGCGCGUCAGUUUCGGAUACCAACGAGUACACGCACAUCAUGAUGAGGAGCUCGACGGUAGCGGAGAUCGCCGACUCGGCGCGGAAACAUUUGAUCGUGGAAGAUUAUUGGAACGAUACGUCGGAUAACAUCCAAGUGAUGAGCGAGCCGGACGCCGACGACAGCAAAGCGACUUGCAAGAACGACAGGGAAAGGACGGCGGUAAGGCCGGUGAGACCGCAUCUCUUGUCCGUGGCCGCAGAAUCCGCGGAGAUGCGGAAUUUAGCGUCGCCCGCGUUGUCGUACAAUCUCGAGGGCAUGUUCGCGUCGUCGCCGAUCGCGUACUUCACAAGGAUCGAUUUCGCGGAGCGCUCAAACGCACCUCCGGAGGACGACGACACGGCGAACGAUCUAGAGACGGACGGGCGUCAGCAGGAGUCACCUCCGGUUGCACUUCCAAGAUUACAAUCGGUGCGACCGGCGGAUCUUGAGAUCGCGGAUUCCUCGGACGACCUGGACGUCACUCUCGGCUUCACGCCCGAAUUCAGUCCGCUGAGGUGUCCGCACGUGCCACCGGACAUCAACGAUGAGAACGUGUUCGGCGAGAGCACACCGACGCCACCGCGCUGCAAAACGCCGCCGAAGGGGAUGUUGCUGAAUUCACGGCAGACGAAAAUGAUUAUCCUGUUGAGGCGCUCGGAUCUAGGCCGACAUAUCCCUGUGUUUCUCAAGCAGGAAGUGGACAUGGACUUGUUUCUGACACUUACGAAUGAUGAUUUGAUAGAGAUCGGUAUCGAGUACGAGGAAGACAGGUGUGCCUUGUUAAAGGCGAUAAAGGAAUACAAGAGGAAUUUGAGUCAAAAUUAUAACUGAUAUUUGUGUGAUUGUGCUCGUUUACGCGAAAGAAAAGGAGCGCAGCGCGUUUCCCUUACACUCUCACACUCUCACGUAGAUAAAUAUUCUUUUUAAUUCGCGAUAAUAUUACAGUAAUUUUAGCUUAUAGUUUUUAGGUAUUUAAUUCUCAUAACUAACUUAUUGGAGUAUCUAUGCUUUUGUUAAAAGUUAACGCUCCCUUUCUUCAAUUGGAGAUCAUCGUGUAAGCCGCGUUUUAUGGAAAAUGAAUAUUAAUAAAAGCAGACGCUUAUUC
Molecule: messenger RNA, 1831 nt
Organism: Harpegnathos saltator (Jerdon's jumping ant)
Lineage: Eukaryota; Metazoa; Arthropoda; Insecta; Hymenoptera; Formicidae
Exons: 6
Coding region: 226-1557 (443 amino acids)
Biological process (GO): protein K6-linked ubiquitination
Cellular component (GO): BRCA1-A complex; BRCA1-BARD1 complex
Molecular function (GO): protein binding; ubiquitin-protein transferase activity
Source: RefSeq, a predicted model, not a curated record